AUGACAUCUACAACCUCCAUUGUCGUUGACGGCGUUGUUCGUUCCCCCCCAACUGGUAUCAAAGUCAUCAUCGUGGGAGCUGGCUUGGCCGGUUUAUGUAUGGGCAUCGAGUCCUGGAGAAAGGGUCACGAUGUCGAAAUAAUCGAGAGGAGCACCUCCAUCGUUCCAACCGACUGGACUAUGGAAAGCGAGUUAGAGAAGGAGAAGGCAGGUAUCUUUGUACAGGACUUGGAGACUAACGGAGAAUGGACUUUGGCAUAA
Clonostachys rhizophaga is the source of this 261-nucleotide messenger RNA. The record is from the annotation of a GenBank genome assembly. Lineage: Eukaryota; Fungi; Ascomycota; Sordariomycetes; Hypocreales; Bionectriaceae.